This is a messenger RNA of Peromyscus eremicus (cactus mouse), 402 nucleotides long. RefSeq names its product pyridoxal kinase-like. NCBI's taxonomy places the organism in Eukaryota, Metazoa, Chordata, Mammalia, Rodentia, Cricetidae. Gene Ontology annotation, cellular component: cytosol. The transcript has 5 exons. Gene Ontology annotation, molecular function: pyridoxal kinase activity. Gene Ontology annotation, biological process: pyridoxal 5'-phosphate salvage. The record is from RefSeq and is a predicted model, not a curated record.
AUGGAGGGCGAAUGCCGGGUGCUCUCCAUCCAGAGCCAUGUGGUCCGCUGCUACGUGGGCAACCGGGCGGUCAUGUUCCCGCUGCAGGUUUUGGGAUUUGAGGUUGAUGCCGUGAACUCUGUGCAGUUUUCCAACCACACAGGCUACGCCCAUUGGAAGGGCCAAGUGCUGAACUCACAGGAACUCCAUGAACUGUAUGAAGGUCUCAAGAUAAACAGUGUGAAUAAGUACGACUACGUGCUCACUGGUUACACAAGAGACAAGUCCUUCCUGGCCAUGGUGGUGGACAUCGUACAGGAGCUGAAGUAGCAGAACCCCUAGCUCAUGUACGUGUGUGAUCCCGUGAUGGGCGACAAGUGGAAUGGCGAAGGUUCCAUGGUGAGUGUACCCACGCUGCUGUGA